UGUUAGCAUAUUAAUAACGUUUCAGGAAAGCAUUAUUAUUUGUUUUUAUUCUGUAUAUAUUUAAACUUUUUUUGGGGGGGUUGUUUUCUGGGGAAGCCAACUCACGUUUAUUUUGUGGAUUUUUUUUUCGUGGAAAACGCACGUUAGCGUGUUUUUUGGAGGGGGGUAGAAUUUUUGUUGUUUGAAAACAACAACGACGACGACAAAUCAACGCAUUUCAAUUGCAGUCAAUUAUACUCGGAUUUCGCUAUUCGCAGGCCGGCCGGCCGCUAUCCCUCCCGAACACCGGAGGCCUACUGAAAAUCAGUGAUACUGUACAUUGAACAGACCUCGAAAGAGACAAGCGCGCCCCCUAGUGGCAUCUAUGUACCUCACACUCGGAGCGUCCAAGCGCCAUCAUCCUCCUCUUCGUCACCUCCUCUUCGUCGUCGUCCUGCAAUCUCUCCGGUGUUGCUCUCCAGGCGCAUCCUCCUCCUUGCCGCCCCCUCCCCGCCAGACUACAAGCUGCUGCACUCGCGGACACAACAGCAGAGAGAGAGGAGACAUUUCCAUUUAAUUGUCGUCAUUAUUGUACAUAUUUAGGGUGGUGGGGGGGAGGCUCACGCGAUGGCUAAACACCGCAAAGACAGAGACAGCUGGGGGUCCCUGGGCGACAAGAAUGUGUACGAUUGGAGCUCGGAGGACGAAGAGUCGGAUGGGCGGGCGCGGCCCAUCCAGGUGCUGCUGGUGAAGGACGAUCACACCUUUGAGCUGGACGAGGUGGCGCUGAGUCGCAUCCUGCUGGCUGAGGAGGUGCGCGACCGCGAGGUGGUGGCCAUCUCGGUGGCGGGGGCCUUCCGCAAGGGCAAGUCCUUCCUCAUGGACUUCAUGCUGCGAUACAUGUACAACCACGGGUCUGACGACUGGCUGGGCGCGGAGCGGGAGACUACCGGCAUCCAGAUCUGGAGUGAGGUCUUCCUGGUGGACCGGCCUGACGGGACCAAGGUGGCAGUGCUGCUGAUGGACACACAGGGCACCUUUGACAGCCAGUCCACGCUGCGCGACUCAGCCACCGUGUUCGCUCUGAGCACCAUGAUCAGCUCCAUGCAGGUUUACAACAUCUCCCAGAACGUCCAAGAAGAUGACCUUCAACAUUUGCAGCUAUUCACAGAGUAUGGCCGACUUGCAAUGGAGGAGACCUUCCUUAAACCGUUUCAGUCCAUGAUUUUCCUCAUCCGAGACUGGAGCUUCCCGUAUGAGUUUCCAUACGGGCAGGAAGGCGGCAUGAAAUUCCUGGAAAAGAGGCUCAAGAUCUCAGAGAACCAGCACGAGGAGCUGCAGAACGUGCGCAAACACAUCCACUCGUGCUUCACCAACAUCUCCAGCUUCUUGAUGCCUCACCCCGGCCUUAAGGUGGCCACCAAUCCGCACUUUGACGGACGGAUCAAAGAGAUCGACGGCGAGUUCAUCAGCAACUUGAAGAUUCUGGUGCCCUGGCUCCUGAGUCCUGGCAACAUUGACGUGAAGGAAAUCAAUGGCAGUAAGAUCACCUGCAGAGGCCUGCUCGAGUACUUCAAGGCUUACAUCAAGAUUUACCAGGGAGAGGAGCUGCCUCAUCCCAAAUCCAUGCUCCAGGCCACGGCCGAGGCCAACAACCUGGCGGCGGUGGCCGCGGCCAAGGAUCUGUACAACAAGAAAAUGGAAGAGGUGUGCGGCGGCGACCGCCCGUUCCUGGCGCCCAGUGAGCUGCAGGCGCGCCAUGCCGUCAUCCGCGAGGAGGCUCUGGCGCUGUUCCGCGGCGUGAAGAAGAUGGGCGGCGAGGAGUUCAGUCGGCGUUACCUGCAGCAGCUGGCCGGCGAGGUGGACCAGGUCUUCGUCCAGUACAUCAAGCACAAUGACUCCAAAAACAUUUUCCACGCCGCCCGCACGCCCGCCACCCUCUUUGUGGUCAUCUUCGUCAUGUACGUGGCGGCGGGUGUGACGGGCUUCGUGGGUGUGGACGUCAUCGCCAGCUUGUGCAACAUGAUCCUGGGUCUGGCCCUCAUCACGCUCUGCACCUGGGCCUACAUACGCUACUCGGGGGAGUACAGAGAGCUGGGGGCCGUCAUCGACCAAGUGGCCGGGGCGCUUUGGGAUCAGGGGAGCACGAAUGAGGCGCUCCACAAGCUGUACAACGUAGCGGCCAAUCACAGGCACCUGUACCAGCACGCCUUCCCUGGCCAUCAGGCCGACGACGUUGGGGCGGCGGCGGCGGCGGGCGAGGAGCGCGACAAGAAGCGGGACUGACCGUCUUCUUUUAAUCCCGCUCAGCACGGACUUGUACACUGCUCAUGUAUACGACGAGCGUCUUCAUCACUCAGCAGCUGUCAAUCACCAAUCGGGCGGGGGAGGUAGUCGCCGCGUGGCAUAUGGCGAGCCACUUGAGUGUUUGUGAUAUCCUACCAGGGCACCAGUAGAACAACCAGGGCGCAGUACUGAAAUAAGAGCCUUGCUAGUUACGUUUCCUUCCAAAUGUGACUGACUGGUGAGGGGAAAACUGUGACCGAGCAGACAACUGCGUGUUUCAAAGUGACGAGUGACAACAUUCUAGGAGUUAACAUGUAGCGCUUCAGUCAUGUUACUAGUAUUUAGUGAGGACAAACAGCGCACUAGUAGGUUCUCAAAUACGCUCAAAACGGCUCGUCACACGGGGGAAAUCAAGUGUCUUGUUUUUUUUUUUUCUGUUUGGUCAAAGUACGCUAAACAAUGCAGGCGAGUCACUUCACGCGGGACACUUGCGCCCGCUAUAUAAAUCAGGAUGUAUUGUAUUGUAUGUUCACUUUUUUUUUUUGCCCCCGUGAGAGAAUGAUUUUAAUUUGCCUACAAAUACAUUGUCGUUGUCAUACUACGUCAAUUUAUGUUCAGAACAUACUUUUUUUUUUUUAAUUGAAUUGAAUCCACUUGGAUGUUUUUUGAAUUGAUUCAUACAAUUAGUCAGAUCGGCAUUUUUUU
Messenger RNA from Hippocampus comes (tiger tail seahorse), 2970 nucleotides. RefSeq names its product atlastin GTPase 1 (gene atl1). Gene Ontology annotation, molecular function: GTPase activity; GTP binding. NCBI's taxonomy places the organism in Eukaryota, Metazoa, Chordata, Actinopteri, Syngnathiformes, Syngnathidae. The record is from RefSeq and is a predicted model, not a curated record.